This is a messenger RNA of Owenia fusiformis, 1095 nucleotides long. NCBI's taxonomy places the organism in Eukaryota, Metazoa, Annelida, Polychaeta, Sabellida, Oweniidae. The record is from the annotation of a GenBank genome assembly.
AGUAUAUAAAGUCAAUGAGCAAUAAGAAAUCCAAGUCUCACAUCGGAAUAGCUAAUCAAAGGUAUCAUAAAAAUGAACUUGUUACAACUAUUUCAAUUUUAAUACAGCUAUGAAAGAGUUAAAUAGAAUACUGAAUAUCCUUGGUCUUUGAUGAAUAACAGGAGAUUAGGAAUGUAAAAAGUGCAUGGUUGCAUGAGGCAAGGUGAACGAUAAAAUGGAGCUCGGUAUAAGAGUGAAACUUUACAUAUGCUGCGUUGGAUUUCUCUCAAUAAUUAUAUACAUAACUAAAGAAUAUGGACUCAGUGCAUGGAGUACCCUCCCAUUACUUGUUCCUGCUGUAUGUGCUGCCGCAUGUGUGGAUAUGCUCUGCAAAGACCCAUCACCCAGUCAUACAAUGGGAUCAGUCAUGAGGCAGUAUAUUUUUGAGCGUAUCCUACGAGGGGUUGUACCUUUCUUUUAUUCAUCAAUCAUCAAUGCUGACCCGAGAAAAGUGCAAGAGGAGAUCCUCAUGAAGUUAAUUGACACAAAUAAAAACACACAAUAUGGCAAAGAUCAUAAUUUCUCCAGUAUGAAAACACCGGAAGAUUUCAUAAGAAUGCAUCCGGUGACCAAAUACGAUCACUUUGAAUCAUAUUUUGAUCGCGUCAUCGAAGGAGAAGAUAAUGUCAUAGUGGCUAAUUCAAAAGCUGAUUAUAUUGUACUGUCUUCGGGGACAACGGGGAAUAAUAAGAAAUACCCCGUAUCAUUCACUGGUGGACAUCGCAUAGGACUUCCAAUCGCAAUUCGAGAUUUAUUUACAGUUUAUCUCUCUAUGAGGAGAAAGUAUGUACCCAAGUUGACACUUCAUAGAUCCUUGGAUGUGACUAUUAUGAAUGAGCCAAUCAUAACCAAAAAAGGGAUACCAAUGGGAGGGGUUGUGGGUCGAGCAAAGUUCCUCCUUCCAGGCUCAGCUGCACCCAAUUGCAUCCUUGAAGUAUUAACGCAAGAUGAGGCAUUAUACUUGUACGCCUUAUAUGGACUCAGGGAAUCAAAGCUAAACAAUAUUGUUCUUGGGUUAGCGACAAUCGCCUUAAGGUUUUUCCAAACCAUUGAGGC